Schistocerca gregaria is the source of this 2200-nucleotide messenger RNA. RefSeq names its product adhesive plaque matrix protein 2-like. The transcript is spliced from 4 exons. The record is from RefSeq and is a predicted model, not a curated record. Bases 992 to 1372 code for a protein of 126 amino acids. NCBI's taxonomy places the organism in Eukaryota, Metazoa, Arthropoda, Insecta, Orthoptera, Acrididae.
CCCGGCCGCGGGAAGCGAGAACGCUACCGCACGACCACGAGCUGGGAACUAUUAUUUAUUUAUCUUUGACAAUUUAUAUUGUUUGGGUUUAAUCAGCUCACACGUGUAAGAUAUAAAUGGAAGUACGACUUUAGCUUCCAUUAGUGUUGAUGCAAGACGAUGGGAGUGUACAGAAGAAAACGUAUUAGUCACCCAUGAAUGCACGUAAUAAUAACAAUGCGCUUACAAUACUGCGCUUUUUUAUAAAGGUCAAAAGCAAUAAAAAUGUAUCUGCCGAUUCAGAGAUGGAAAGAAAGUAGACCAAUGUGCGUAAAUAUGAAAAGACUGACAAGUUCACAGCCCCAAAUGAAGAAGUGGAUCGCUAUAUCUGUACGAUAGCGAAAUGUAUGUAUGAGAUACUUUUUUGUACGUGGUGUUACUAAACGAGGUAAAAUAAUUGUUUCUGCCAUGUCAUAAUAACAGCUGGAAAGACUUAAAAAAGAGAGCUGUAGAAGAAAAAGGUUGCCGUAAUUUCUACAGCGACCGGUACUGGCAUCACGCGUAUAUGCGGAAGUUGUCUUGUUUAUCUAGCAUCGUUAACUGUGUACUUUAUCACGGAAUGUACAGUAGCCUUUCUAUCAAAGAUCCUAUAAGCUAACUAUAAUAUAAAAUUUCUUUUUGUCUUUAUCCUGACAACGGAGAGCAAUCACGGCAUCAUCUACACAAACUGAAUUUCCAUCAUACUCAUGGCAGUAAAUGCUACACCAAGGCAAACGGGAGUAGUGAAUCUAAAUCAUUUAAUAUUCUUGCUGGUAAGGUGACCUGAAAAGACACUAUUGACCCCCUUAAUGUAGAGACUACGACUGCGGGGCUACUAUAUAAAGUUAUCAGAAAGGGGUUUAUCAUUCCGUGAACUUUAGUCUCCUAGAGCAAUGACCCCCUGCUUCAGUUGUAGUGCCCGCUUAUUUUCAAGAGAAUUCAUAUAAAACGAGUUCCACCUUUUACAGCAGAAAUGUUAAAAGCGAGGACUGUCUUAGUAUACAUACUUAUAGUGUUUGAAUUUCAGUUUGUCUUUAUGUGCGAAAGUAAUCAGACUCGACAAGGCUGCCGCAUUCAGGAGGGUACAUGCUUGUGUGGGGUCGGAUGUUACUCGGAAUACAGAUAUUCUUCAAGGGAAGAAUGUAGGAAGGCUCUGAAAGGACGUGGUGAUGACCCCUGUCAGGUGAACCCAUGCGAGAAUGGAGGUUCGUGCAGUCAAAUAUCAUUUGAGCCUGGGUAUCGCUGUCGUUGCGAAGGGACAGGUUUCUAUGGCAACCGCUGUCAAAAUGCUUGUCCAAUACCAGGAACAUCAACAGGCCGAUACUCUUUCCCACAUGAGUGUAUUGUAAUCUGAGAAUGAUUGUGGGCAAAAUCUGACAUUUCAUAGUACUGAGAAGUAUCCAAAGUGGAUAUAGUAUAUUUACAAGUUUCUGCUUAUUGCUGGAACUCUAAAUCCUGCUACACAAUGCAACAAUUGGUCAUUACACAAUAGAAAAAUUCAUGCAUGCCACGAAAACAAGGAAGGAGUAAUUGUAUUUGACAACAAACUGUGUGAUUAAUAGGCUGUCAUCUUAAAGGAUUUUAUUAGGUCCUUCAAGAUAGAGAUUAAUGUUAAACAAUAUGUGCAAUAUAAAAACAUGUGCAUCCAUCUGUUGCCUUCAUGUUAUACACAGCUGUUUCUUUUGUAACUACCUACGUUCUUUAAAAAGACAUUAAGACAUUCCAUUGACCUUACCAUCCUGUAAGACAUUUUUUUUUCCUUUUUUUUAAGUUAAAAGGAUGAUGCCUGUAACAUAAAUACAUAGUAUGUAUUCCAUAAACAUAAUAACAGUACUGUGAACUGUAAAGCAGGUAGAUUGGUGGUAUUCAGAGCAUUAGCUUGCAUAAUGAUAGUGACAUGGUAUGGCCUGCUUUGAAUAUUCAUUAACGUUAUAUGCAUUUAAGUGUCUGUGGUUACCAUCACUGCAAUUUUGCAUUUAUGAUGAUAUUAUUUGCAUUGAAAUCAUAUCAUAUAAUUUUAAACAUACAUAAAAGUGUAUCAAAUAACUGUAAAUUAAGCAAGUUUGAUAUUUUUAUGUUGGUGGUUUUAUUUUAAAAUAAUAACAAAUAUAUUCUGGGAGUAAAUUUUUGCAUCAAAAUUGUAUGUCAGCACUUGGAACAUUAAAGUAUCUAAUAAAUAAAG